Molecule: messenger RNA, 1443 nt
Organism: Daldinia vernicosa
Lineage: Eukaryota; Fungi; Ascomycota; Sordariomycetes; Xylariales; Hypoxylaceae
Exons: 2
Coding region: 140-1222 (360 amino acids)
Source: RefSeq, a predicted model, not a curated record
CUCGAAAGUCCCUUAGGAUGACUCUUAGUUGUAUAAGCCUCUAGAAGCCUACGGUUCUCCCAGCCGUUGCUAUUAUCGCCGUGCUAUUAAUACCAGUAGAGUUCCAUGCAUUCUGGUUUACUAGUUCCACAUAUUGAUCAUGUUAAAUUUAACGACAUCACCAAGUGACUUUAUUUAUCGCAGGGCUCAAGGUUCACCCGUUGCUUCACCCACCCGAGAAGAUCCAACCAUGGAAGCAAGCCCACAUACGAAAACGACCGGCACUAAGUCCCUACCGGUCACCGCUACCGAAUGGGAAGUCGUUGAUCCCCAAUUCUCGCCGUUGUCACCUGGGGAGUGUCCGUGUUUUACCCCUCGCCCGGAUCUCCAAUAUUUGAAGAGAGAAAAUGGUCAUCGACAACCGCUAUACGACAAUAACCAUCCUCCACCGGAGCAAAUAGAAAGGCCGAGGCCACGCUCUCCUCAACCGUAUCCUAUAGAGUCGCCACCACGCAUCUUCAAGCCCGAGCCAGAUGCACACUUGCCCCAGGCGGCAAACCAGCACCCAUGGCCAUCUACACCUCCUGCACCCGCCCCAUCGCGUACAGACGGCCGAACUCUCUCCAUAGCCACAUCCAGCCGCACCGUCAGCAUACCCAGCAGCAGCACAGGGCCCAUCGUGGACAUCUGUGCGACGGCGCGCGCUGUCCAUGAUAUAUGCUUGCAAGCGACGAGGACGUACCUCGACACGCAUCUCGCGAAUCGGCGUGCUCGGGCUGCUAGUCAGGGUUGGUCCGUGGCUUGUCAUGGUGGUGGCAGUGGGAACAGCAGUAACGACACUGGCACGAACAAUAGUAGUGACACCACCAAUAGCAGCAGCAAUAAUAAUAGCAAUACCUGUACUCACAACUCCAGCUCCAGCUCAAACGCCAUCCCUCCCUCAACUCAGUCCCUCCUGCUCAACACAAGCAGCAUCUGCAGCAUGCUCUGGACUGGAUCGCAACGAGACCGUCUGCACGUCCUCAACGUCGAGCGGCUCGCGAUCGAAUCCAUGGGGCGACUGAUGCACUGGGCAGAAACCGUGGCCCUCGGCAACGAGGACGAGUGGCGGGUAGCCAAUGAGCAGGCGUUGUGGGAGGUACUUGACGCGGGGAGGAAUCUGUGUAGCUGGUUGGGAGUCCCGGAUGCGGUACGGGCGAUGGAGGUGCUGGAAGGGGAGGUACUAGGGGAGUAUGGGAUUUAAUAAUAAGAGCUAGGGGAUAGGGUGACGAUGAUGGAGAUUGUAGCGUCGUCGCUAAGCGGAAGUAAAGUAAAGUAAAGCAAUGGCGAGCGAAAACGGCGAGUAGGAACGUCACGUAGGUGAUUGAUGCGAAAUCGCGAAAUCUUAUAGCUGUACAAAGAUCAGCACUAGUGUAGCAAGACAGUCUUUAGGACCGACGGUAUCACUAUCAAGGACAAUAAUUA